This is a messenger RNA of Pezoporus flaviventris, 1318 nucleotides long. RefSeq names its product docking protein 6 (gene DOK6). Gene Ontology annotation, biological process: cell surface receptor protein tyrosine kinase signaling pathway; positive regulation of MAPK cascade. Lineage: Eukaryota; Metazoa; Chordata; Aves; Psittaciformes; Psittacidae. The record is from RefSeq and is a predicted model, not a curated record. The coding region runs from base 125 to 1120 and encodes 331 amino acids. The transcript has 8 exons. Gene Ontology annotation, cellular component: cytoplasm.
GAGGCGCCUCGGGAGCCGGCGGUCGGCGGCACCCAGGAGGGCCCGGGGGAAGAGGAGGACGAGGAGGAGGCGGCGGCGAAGGAGGACGAGAAGAGCGGAGCGGAGGAAGCAGGCAGCGCUGGCUAUGGCCUCCAACUUUAACGAUAUAGUCAAACAGGGCUACGUGAAAAUCCGUAGCAGGAAGCUGGGGAUUUUCAGGCGUUGUUGGUUGGUUUUCAAGAAGGCUUCCAGUAAAGGACCUAGGAGACUAGAAAAAUUUCCAGAUGAGAAAGCAGCAUAUUUCAGGAACUUCCACAAAGUAACCGAGCUGCACAAUAUCAAAAACAUAACUAGACUGCCUCGAGAGACAAAGAAGCAUGCAGUGGCAAUUAUCUUUCAUGAUGAGACGUCAAAGACAUUUGCGUGUGAGUCAGAGCUAGAGGCAGAGGAAUGGUGCAAACAUCUCUGCAUGGAGUGUCUAGGAACCAGACUCAAUGAUAUAAGUCUUGGGGAACCAGAUUUGCUUGCUGCUGGAGUCCAGAGAGAACAAAAUGAACGAUUCAAUGUAUAUCUUAUGCCUACACCAAAUUUAGAUAUCUAUGGGGAAUGUACAAUGCAGAUCACACAUGAAAACAUCUAUCUCUGGGACAUCCACAAUGCCAAGGUCAAGUUGGUCAUGUGGCCUCUGAGCUCUUUGAGGAGAUAUGGACGUGACUCAACUUGGUUCACAUUUGAGUCUGGAAGGAUGUGUGACACAGGAGAAGGGCUGUUCACCUUUCAGACACGAGAAGGAGAAAUGAUAUAUCAGAAAGUCCAUUCCGCAACACUGGCAAUAGCAGAGCAACAUGAAAGAUUAAUGAUGGAGAUGGAGCAGAAAGCAAGGCUCCAGACCAGUCUGUCUGAACCAAUGACAUUAUCCAAGUCGAUCUCACUUCCUCGUAGUGCGUAUUGGCAUCAUAUCACCCGGCAGAACAGCGUUGGAGAAAUCUACAGUUUACAAGGUCACAACCUCAGCUCAGCGAAGGUGUCCCGGGCGCAGACAUUUCCCAGCUACCAGGAGGAGCAGGGUGAGGAGCACCAGCAGUCCCUCUCACUGGCCAGCAGCUACGCCUUCGGCUAUGGCUCAGGCCUGGUACAAUGACAGCUGGGAGCAGCCUCCGGAGAGAAACAGUCAAGCCUGGAGCCUGCGGCCAGAGCUGGGGAGCCGCUGGCCCCCUCCACUCCCACUAUUUGCCGUGAAAACUGAUGCCUACCAGCUCCAGCCGGGUCACCGCCAAUGCGGAAACCCGGAGAGGCCGCUUCCCCGAAGCAGAGGCUAAGUCUUUAUUUAUUUAUUUUG